Molecule: messenger RNA, 1603 nt
Organism: Musca vetustissima
Lineage: Eukaryota; Metazoa; Arthropoda; Insecta; Diptera; Muscidae
Product: D-xylose transporter-like
Exons: 5
Coding region: 7-1590 (527 amino acids)
Biological process (GO): transmembrane transport
Cellular component (GO): membrane
Molecular function (GO): transmembrane transporter activity
Source: RefSeq, a predicted model, not a curated record
ACCAAAAUGAUACCAAUAUUAUCGAAACUAAGUGGCUAUUAUAGUACCUAUGUACUGGCCAUUUUAACAAUUGGUUAUAUCUUGGGUGAACUGGGACAUUAUUUAAUUGGUGUCACUUCGAAACAGACGGCCAUUGAUUUGGAAUAUGGUGAUAUAUCCUGCCAACAGAAUAAUACAAUGUUCACUAGGGCCGAAGUGACCGAGCAAUGUUCGGCUAUUCAAAAUGAAACAAGCUGUCACGCUUUAGAGCACAAUGGCACAACAUAUUGUGAAUGGAAUCGUAAUGGCUUGGGUAUUGAAUAUCAGAUAUUGGCUGGACCAACGUUCAUUUUGAUCUUUACCAUUGCUGGUGUUUUUAUGGGUGUGGCUGCUGAUCGUUACAAUCGUGUUAAAAUGUUGACCGUCUGUACUUUCGUUUUUGCGGUGGCUAUCAUUUUACAGGGUACGGUUAAGGAGUACUGGCAAUUGGUGUUGCUGAGAAUGAUUAUGGCUGCGGGUGAAUCUGGUUGCAAUCCCUUGGCUACUGGUAUUAUGUCCGACAUAUUCCCUGAGGAUAAAAGAGCCUUGGUUAUGGCCAUUUUCAAUUGGGGUAUUUAUGGUGGUUAUGGCAUUGCCUUCCCCGUGGGCCGCUACAUUACUCAAGCCAAUUUCUUUGAUCUGGGCUGGCGGGUCUGCUAUUUGGGCGCUGGCGUCUUGGCAGUUAUUGUGGCCAUUUUGACUGGCACAACCCUCAAAGAACCCGAACGCAAAUCAAUUUCUGACGACUCGAUGACAGUUAAGGAUGGCAAGAAGGCCAAUCUGUGGUCAGUGUUGAAAAAUCCCGCCAUGAUUAUGCUAAUGAUUGCCGCCUCCAUCAGACAUUGCGGUGGCAUGACAUUUGCCUACAAUGCCGAUUUGUAUUACAAUCAAUAUUUCCCUGACACCGAUUUGGGUUGGUGGCUGUUCGCUGUGACAAUUGGCAUUGGCAGUAUUGGUGUGGUGGUCGGCGGUGUCGUGUCCGAUAAGAUUGUUGCCAAAAUGGGCAUACGAUCAAGAGCAUUUGUCUUGGCCAUAAGUCAAUUGAUUGCCACGCUGCCAGCCUUUGGUUCGGUGUUCUUUGAACCGUUGUGGGCCAUGAUUACAUUGGGUGGUUCGUACUUCUUUGCUGAAAUGUGGUUCGGCAUUGUGUUUGCCAUUGUUGUGGAAAUUGUGCCGUUGCAUGUGCGCUCCUCGACCAUUGGUGUGUUCUUGUUUGUCAUGAACAACAUUGGUGGUAAUUUGCCAAUUUUGGUUGAUCCCGUGGCAAAGGCCAUUGGCUACAGAGGCUCCAUUAUGAUAUUCUAUGCUGGCAUGUAUGGCAUAAGUUCCAUUCUCUUCCUCAUCACUUGUUUCCUAUUGGAAGGUAAACCCAAAACCUCAGACACUGAAAAAGGUGAAAAUCCCGGCAUGGAAGUCCACACACGUAACGUCCAGGGCCAUGAUAAUUCCGUGUUCACAGCCGAUGAACCACCAGCAUACAAUGGCAUCAACAAGAAACCCUCAGCCUUAACGAAUAAUUUGCAAAACGUUACCGGUUACAAAGCUCAGAUCCAUGAGAGUAGUAGACUGUAGUGUUAUGACAAAU